AUGCUGGGUGCUGCGUACUGUCCUAUAAUGUUCAAAAAACAAAGGAGGGCAAAAUCGACCGCCUCGCUUUGGGACCAGAGUACUCACGCCGCCUUUGCGGGUGACCCAGCGUGUUCUCGAAGUGGUCAUGGGGAUGAUUCCGACGCAGAUCGCACUACGCUUCACGUGUUGGGGGGAUAUGCGAGUGUGCCUGCAGCACGUUAUGCAGCAGACUACAACAAUGGAGGCCCGCAGUGCAAAUUCACCGGAACUACCGUCAUAGAGCGCCAGUGCAGCUUUAUCUGUGAGGAAAUUUGGAGUAAAUAUGCUGCGGAACGCUUCAUGCGUUGUGCGGAUCCAAUGUCAUGCUUUACCAACUUCUGGAACACCACAGAACUAGCGAAGGAACCGCAAGUGGAUUCAAGUAUUCUCAUAAAAGUUGAGACCAAGUGCUCCUUUGAUGGGUAUCAAGAAUACAGUGCAGAAGACCUCGAGUCCUCUGCCAUAUUCGGAGGAGAAACACUUUGCAAGAACCAGAAGGAGUUAAAAGUCGUUGAUUUCGUUGUUGGACAUCCUUCCGCGUUUCGAGGAGACGACUGGAACUGCUUGCUGUACUCUCAGGCGGAAAAAGUAGCGGAGGCUUGCCAAAAGGACAGAAAAGAGAACAACAGGCUGUACUGCGAAUUGGGUAUCUACGACCUCCCCAAUGCCCCAGAGUUGUCUACGAUAUGCACUGAUGUGCCUUCCAAUGAAUACCGAUAUGCUCUGUUCUACGACUGUGACCCUCAUGUAGGCCCCAAUUGCUACAAAGGAACAGACCAGCCGUUUUGUCAGGUGCCCUGUAUAACGAUCUGGCGGGCUUUUGAGGCUAAAUUUGGCGUCCAUGACACCUACGAUCAGUUCAUGAGCAUCUGGAAGAACUACGACUUCACGCGGCUCUCAUUCAUCAGCUCCUCUGCAGCGGAGAGGGUUCAGGCUUGCAUCUUCGAAAAACGGUGGGACUAUGAAAGCUCCACUCAGAGCGCGAGCGCUUUUUCCUGCUUUGUGGAAUCGGUUUGUCUGGCCCUUGCACACGCCUGUAGAGGGGAUCCGUGCAUUAGACGCUAUGGCGAUCCCUGGUGUGCAACACGUGACUUGUGCUCAGAGUUUUCCACUUUCGUCAAGAAGAGCAGCGCCACCAACACGCUGCGGCUAGAGACUACCUGCGAAACGUAUGAACAGUUUUCGCUUGUAAACGUUGUUUCUGGAAGCUCGUCGACGCUUAGGGAGGGCAAGAGAGUCACGGGCUGCGCGGAGGCUGCCCUUACUGAUGCCGUCGAGCGACUGUUGCCUGCUGAGUUUGUGAAAGGAUCCUUGCGGACCUAUGAAGCAUCCCUUGAGGGGAUCGAACCUACUUUCGACACGUGCUCCGAAGACGAGAGAGAAUUCUUUGUCUCUUGGAAUUGUGCUCGCGGUGCGCACGAUUCAGCUUCCGAGGACAAACUUCCCUUCCAAUGCACCUUGUAUCGCGCGCAAGGAAAGCAGGAUGCGACGCACCACUCGUGUGCUUGCCCCAAUAGCGCAACACCCUGCGACAUGGAUGCUGCUCUGGUGAGCCGCAGCUGGCGGGAGCACGUUUCGGAAGGCGCAACUGUCAGUUUAUCCAACUACCUUGUGUUCAAACCUUCGAAAGCUGGACUUUUGAGCGUGAGCCUCAUGGAGGAACUGAGCACACCAUGUGCAGAAGAAUCUUCCUACGUGCUGUGUGAAGUGCCAUCAUGCAGCAGCGCGUUUUCAACUGUGGAAGGGGCUUCAGCUGCGGAUGAUGAAGAAUGCAAGACGCAGUGCUCGCAAAAAGCUGGCGGCCUGUGUGCAGCCUCCGCAAACAUCUGGCUGUGCAUCGCCAGGCAACUGCAUGCGGAGUGCUACAUUCCGAACAGAAACUCCCUCACCUGCUAUAUUGAAUCUCCUGGCCCCGAAGAUGCAAGCCAUGGCACUUGCGCAUGCAGCACUUCUUCCCUGGGGGCAUGCACGUCUCUAGAGGCAGAAGUCACACACUUCGUGUGGCAGGAGAGUCUUUCCCAGUUCUGGGAUGGCUCCGAGGGUGUCAUUGUGGCAAAGAACAACCGCGCGCUGUGGCCUUCUGCAAAGGCCUCGUGGCACUAUGAGGCUGGAUCUCAGGCAGGCUUGUGUGAGCAAAAGCGAUGGAUCAAAGGUGUCUUUUGCUUAGGCUCUCUUGCGCCAGACUGCAGCACUGCUGUAACGACGAAUCCCCAGAAGGCAAGCACACUGUACUGUCAGUACUACUGUGGACACGUUGAGUGGGAAUGUCGGGUUCUAAUGAUCCAAAAGCCUACUUUGUACAAGGAUAUCAUGGAGUGCUUCAAGCAGCUACAGACGGAAAGCGCGCUGAAGUAUUGCGAGCUUGACACAACUGCCAACAUGGCCGUUUCCUGGAUGGUGGCAAGCGGCACUGAAAGUCAAGUUUUGUUUGCAGAACCCAUUUAUCCUCCCCCAGUUGUUUUCUCGGGAGCACCGCAAGCGCUAGCGGGAGUUCCCAAGCUAGCCAUAUCCGCAGUGACGUCCUACAGCUUUAAGGUGCAAGCCUUCGGAAGUAUUUGCGGGUCUUCACCUCAAGCAGCAUCAGCGGAGCUUAAAGUCGUGACCAGCUACUUAGCUCUCCCGCCAGGGCAGUACGUUGCGAAGCAUUCGCCGAUUCGACUUCUUGUCGGCAGUUUGAGCUUGACGCAGCUGGGAGCCUUCCAAAUUCGCAUUCCAUUUGCGAUUCAGCAUCCUUCGAAGGCAGUUAUCCUCUUAGAACCUCAAGCCGCUACAGGGCGGUUCCCUGCGGUGAUUUUGGCGGCUUCUGCAUUUAAUCUGCUCGAAUUAAAUGCGCAAGGCCUUCAAGCGCGAUUGUCGUGCACGGAAGACUUCGCGUCGAUAACUGUAGGCUACUUGAUUGCCGACUUGUCGGAGGCUGGAUCGAAAAGCAGUCCGCUGGCAGCGUCGCUAGGAGGCCGGUCCUUAGCGGUGAGUUAUUUAGGGGAGAGUGGUAAUGGAACGAAGAUAAAGAGGGGGGGCAAAGGGGCAGGAAGCGAUUGUGGGCAGGAAGCGAUAGCUUUAACCCUGCGAGGCAAUAAUGCAAACUGCAAUAUCCUUUGUUGGGCAUUCUGCUCCUUCCUUCUCCCUCGACAAGCAAGCCAAUCCUUAGCUCCUUCCAGGGAGCAACUCUUCGAUUCGACACAAGUCGAUUUGGCAGCCAUACCGUUCCCCGAGAACCUGCCCACGUUCUUUACCCCCCACUUUUUUCCGCAAGUCGCAAGAGUUGGCUUUGACGGAAACGAGAAGUACUCCAUCCAGUGGAAGGCAAGCGCAGACAGUGCAACGUGGACGCCAUCCGCCUGGAUGGCCUUGUGCGGCACAGAUGAGCUCUUGUCUUUGAUGCCUCACUCCAUGCUGACGUUUACGGGAUUGUACAUCGACGCCACGUUGAGCAGCAUCUGCAAUGUCAAAGCAAUAGAGGACAAGGCCUUGACCGACGCAGAAUGCACAGAAAUGUGCUCGGGAGUCUUUCAACUGUACUGCUCCAAUUCAUCAAAUCCUGCAUAUUGUAUUGAAUUGCAUUCUCCAAAGGACUUCCUUGAUUCUUGCACCUUACCACGUAGGUUGCAGCAAACCACCAGUCCUAGACAGCCACAGAGACACUCUUCUGCUUUCUUGUGUUUUGCGUGGCCUCUCUCAGAAGAGGACAUGCCUUCCGAUGAGGCUCAGGGGGAAACGAGCGGAAAGCGUGAGGAACGUUUGCUGGUUUUUUUCUUUGAGGCAGGACGGUUGUUACUACUUCGAGGCGGUCCUAGGGCCAGCAGUAGUAUGCGUUUUCUUUCAUUUUUUGCGUGGCAUCGCGCGCACGCAUGCAUGCGUUUAUUUACCGCCUCCGUCCGUCACAGCGGGGCUGCUGCUUUUGCUGCAGCAAUGGAGGAUGCCGAGACAAGCGCGCAGUGUCGCGUAGUCGACAUGCGGAAGUAUCCCUCAGAUCUUGCGUGGAAUUCGGCUGCAUUUACGUGUGGGUGUCCAAGCCACGCCGUGCCUUGCACGUCGGCUGAAGCGGGGCGAGACUUGGCGUGGCUCCGCGAUUUGCGCUCUAAAGGCGGCCUCUGCGAGAAGGCGCCUGCAGAAGUCGUGCAGCCUGUAGUUCAGGAGUAUUGGCAGCUGUCUGUGGACGCCUGUUCGCUAGAGUCGAGUGGAAAUGUGUAUUUAUCGUGGAUUAAAAAGACGUAUCCCGCGUAUCCGGAUCUUCCAGGACCUGGAACUGGUCAAGAGUCGCUCAGCGGCUCUCACCUUUGUCAGUACAGCACUCCUUUCGUCUUCUGCCCCGGUGAGCGUAUGCCUUGGGGGAGAAGGGGUGGCAGCCUUCUGUUGAUUGACUCGAGAGGAGUCGAAAAAGAGGCUUCCGCUGCCUUUUUCCUGCAGCAGAGCCACUGCCCUUUUGCUUUUCGAACUGCAGCGCAGGCUACUGGGGAGGAACUCGACGAAGAGAAGAAGGAGGAGGCUUCAGGCAGCGAUGCUGCCCUUGACCCCCCUUCCUGCUACGAAAGCGAAUGGGGAGACUGGUCCGCCUGCAGUGCGACUUGUGUAGCUGGGGACGGCUCAACUCCGUAUCGCCACAGAACAAGAAUCCCCCUUGUCGCCGAUGGGCUCAACACGGCCGUCAGCUGCAUUCUGGAAGAAAGCAUGCAGUGUCUAGGACUGCUGCAGCAAUGCGAAGGGUCUUGCUGGACGGCCGACUGGUCCCAGUGGAGUGCAUGCGCGUUGGUGCUCAAAGACAGAGAAGUCAUCAAGGCGAGGCGGCGAUACAAGCCGGUAUUUGCGGGCGCCAAGUACUGCAAAAUCGACGAGAUCCAGCAAUUCCUUCCAUGCGAAUCGAACGAAAUCCAGGAGAAAGCAAGCGAAGCGGGAAGUCCCCAAUUCGCUGAAGUUUUUUCUCUUUCAGAAAGCACCGUAGAAACUUCAGACUGGUCAGGAUGCGACGUGCCGGCAGCGUACAAAGGGUAUGUGCUUUCGCUGUGCGCUUCAGACUGCUCUCAAGCGACUCCUGUUCACGUCGAUUCUCAGUCCGGUGAUGCCUGCGUGAAAAAGUGUGAAGCAGUGAAGCAGGCGUGCACAAAGCUAUUAGAAAAGAACGCCUUAGAAUCGCCGUUCAAGAGCUGUGUCCUCUCCGAACUUGCGUCCUCGGAGUUCUACCUUACUUGUAAAUUCUCUGGAGCUCUCCAGACUGGUAAGGUGGCAUGCAGACCGACCUUUACCAGAAUUAUCGAUCCAAGCAGCCGAUACGCCUUCCUAAAAAAUACAGCUCCUGAUGAAGAAACGUCGGCAGACACGGGAAGCGUCGAAGAUUCGCGCUUGCCCGUCAGCUGUGCGUGCUUGGAGGACGGCCUGGAGCCGUGCAGUGCAGACGACAUCGUUCAAGACUGGCUAAAUAUCCGAAAUGCCUUACUAGGGGCUAGUGGGCUUUGCACGACAGCACUUGCCCAAGAACCACUGUGGCAGCGCUCUGAAGAGAGUGCGACAAAAGCUCCAGAUUCAAGUAUUUUUUUAGCAUUUGCAGGUCUGGGUAGAUUCCACUGUCCCCUGCAUACGUCCAUCAAAGACACGACGGCUGACUCUCAGGAGCGCUUCACUUUCACGCAGUUUGCCAGCACGGAGAGCCUCAACGACUUCUGCCAGCACGGACUGAACUAUUGGGAAGGCGUAGAAAACCCCUUGACUUGUAAGCCAGCGGCUUUCCGCGAUGGGUGUCUACACGCUGCCGCUCCAGACGCUUCUGCCGCUGCUGAGACGCGCGCAGACACGAGGAUGCCAGACUGCUCGGGGGCGAUGGCAAAGAACUCCGAAGGACCUGAACCAACAGAAGGCACUGUGUUUUGCCAAGACUUAUGCAGAAAGCUGCUACGCGCAUGCAUUGCCGAAGCUCAAGAGUUUUCGUACGAAGCGUGUUUGAUUAGGCCAUUUGAGACCCCAGAAUUCGCGGACAAAUGCACGCUUUCGCCCGAAAAGGAACCCAAGUGCGAGUUUACUGAAUGGAGCGAAUGGUCGGCCUGCUCAUUGAGCUGUAUUCCAAGUGCCGGAAAUGUAAGCUCGUCGGUGCGAAUAAGGACCCGCGAAGCGCUAGAGUAUGGAAAGAGAUCAUUUAAGUGCCGUGAUUUCUCGCUUGCUGGUAAGCAGCUUGUCACAACCACAAAGCCACCAUCAGUAGAUCGGAAUAGCAUUCCUGCGGACAUCACUCCUCAGCGUUGCACUUUUGUUAACAUGGACGCGGAAGGCGCGACGAAGGAAUACGACAUAUCAACCGAUUCGUGCUCUUGCCCCAACGGGUACCGACCAUGUUUCAGAGGAGAGGCGCUCUUGGCUGGGCAAAACUGGCAGACUGACGCGUACAAACUUUGUGCUUCUCUUUCCAACGGCACCAUUGGUGCAAGAAACUUUGAGCAGUACAGUUGCGUUUUCCGCGGUUUUGAGAAAGACCUGACUGUGGAUGCCGCGUCGAGCGUCGAGGAGAAGGAAAUUUUUUGCGCCAAGGCUAAAUACAUGCUCUGUGCGGUUAGUGACCCUGGAAUCGCGGCUGAAAACGCCACAGUAUUUCUCAUUACUUGCCUCUGCCUUGGGGCCUUCACAGGCAUUGUAGUAGCAUACAUUUCCCUGCAAUACAGCAUAGACCUGCAGAAGCUGGUGGGGCUGAGGGGGAGGUAUGCAACUAUUAGUCUCGAGCUACAGCAGUUGAGGGAGAAGCGUGAUGAAGAAGAAAGCGAAGAGGCUCUACUUCUCAACUCCGACGAUAAACAUACAGAGCCGGAUGUCACUCCAGACUCCGUUCCCGCGUACGAGGGUGAUGAAAAUGACAGUGCGCCCGUGCGGCGAAAUUCGUUAAGGAACUUGCAAUAA
Messenger RNA from Cyclospora cayetanensis, 6897 nucleotides. RefSeq lists its product as uncharacterized. The transcript has 29 exons. The record is from RefSeq and is a predicted model, not a curated record. NCBI's taxonomy places the organism in Eukaryota, Apicomplexa, Conoidasida, Eucoccidiorida, Eimeriidae. Bases 1 to 6897 code for a protein of 2298 amino acids.